Elaeis guineensis (African oil palm) is the source of this 1248-nucleotide messenger RNA. Lineage: Eukaryota; Viridiplantae; Streptophyta; Magnoliopsida; Arecales; Arecaceae. The record is from RefSeq and is a predicted model, not a curated record.
AUCCGCUAUAUACGAAGACUGUAACCCCCGUCACGCCGCCCCCACCCCUUCUCUUCCCCUCUGGAAUUUGGUUCGGCCUCGAUCCAAACGCGUAAAAUUCCAAAUCAAUUCGAUCCGUAAUUUCUUUUUCUCAAUCUUUUCUUGGUGGUUUCUACUCGAUAUGAAGGAGGAGAUGGUUCGAUUCCGCCUAAUUUUUCCUUAAUGUCUUGAGUAGCUUUGCCUUGAGCUGCAUGGUCAAAAAGUCCAAGAGUUUUGCAAAAAUCAGAGAUUAAGAACUAUCAUGGGUGGUUCCAUGGGCUGUGGGAAGCUGGGGGAAAAUGCCAUUAGAUAUGCAUCGGUCAAGUAUAUACCCUUUUUUGAAGACAAUAAGCAAAGUCAGGAGUUAAAGAGAUUGAAAGUUAUGGAGAAGGUUGGACAUAGUCAAGCACCCCGACAUAUGAGGAAGGAGAAGAAAAAGCAGGCCAAAAAUGAAUUUGAUCGCUUGAAGCAAGCUGAGAAGAAAAGAAGGCGCUUGGAGAAAGCACUUGCAACUUCUGCAGCCAUUCGGUCUGAACUGGAGAAAAAGAAAGAGAAGAAGAAAGAAGAACAGGAACGUCUGGAUGAGGAAGGUGCUGCGAUAGCUGAAGCUGUUGCUCUGCAUGUCCUUCUGGAGGAAGAUGCAGAUGAAUCAUGCCAGAUCAUGCAGAAGAAUAAUACAAGAUUCAAUUCUUUGGACCAUUCCAUUAACUCUGGCCUUUUCAUGGGAUAUCAGAGCAUUGCAAACAAUUCUGCUGAAGGACUGGGAUCGUUAUCUGCUUCAUAUGGCCCUUGGUGCUCAUGGAGUUACUUGGGGAGUGGACGAUCACUUUAUCCUGGAAUGCAUGCAAGAGACUUGCAAUUGCCUUAUUACAAGAAUGCAGGUCAAGGAGGAGAUAUCUCAGCAGGCCUUCUGGCAGCACAGGCUGUCUCAUCACUGCAAAUAGCAGAAAAUUCCCAAUGGGAUCCAAUUACCGGCCACCGAGCUGCAACUGUUGUCAUCGAUAAGAUGUUGGGAGGGAAUGCUUUGCAUGACAAAGCCAAUCUCUGUUAUGAUUUUUAACUGCAUUAUCUAUAGACUUGUAUAUACCCAUCACCAGUGUGCUUUUUGUUUGUUAGUAAGCGGUCCAUACUUGAUAUUGAAUGCUACUAUUAAUGUCAUGCUUAGAGUUUUUGCGUGUAGUCAUCAGAGAGUUCUAUCUUUCGGUAAGAUGAUUCUGAAAUUUUAUGGCA